This is a messenger RNA of Rotaria sordida, 1449 nucleotides long. NCBI's taxonomy places the organism in Eukaryota, Metazoa, Rotifera, Eurotatoria, Philodinida, Philodinidae. The record is from the annotation of a GenBank genome assembly.
AUGUUAUCUAUAAAUAACAGAAUGUUUCUAACGAUUUCCUAUCGACAUUUAUUAUCACAUUCAUCUAUUCUCACUGAAUAUUCUAUUAAAUUAUCAUCAACAUCAAGUCAUAGUAAUAAUAAACGACAUCGAACAUCAUCAUCUUCAUUCUAUCAUCAUCAUCAUCAUUCUCAUCAUCAUCAUCGAACACAUUCUAAUAAAACACAUAAUCCAACAAAUAUAUUACGUCGACUUUUUCAACCAAUUGAUGUUAAACCAAUGACUACUAUCGAUAAACUUGAUCCAACAUCAUCAAAAAUUGUAGAUACAAAUGUUGGUGAAGAAUUAACCGGUGGUAAAACACUUGAACGAAAUGCACUUCUUCGUAUCAUAACAGACUUUUAUCGUCGUGAUGAAAUAAAAAAAUUAGCUCUUGAUCAAGGUCUUGAUAAUCGUCGUUUUCAAGAUGCUUAUGUUAGUUUUCGAAAAUUUUGUAUUCAAUCAACAGUUUUACCUGUUGAUUUAUAUAUUGUGUUCAGUGAUAUUAUAUCUGGACCUGGUCAUGUAACAGAUAUAUUUCCUUAUUUUUUACGUCAUGCACAAGAAAUGUUUCCACAUUUAACAUGUAUGGAAGAUUUGAAAAAGAUUAGUGAUCUUAGAGAUCCUGCUAAUUGGUAUUCAGAUGCACGAGCUAUACAAAGAAAAAUAAUAUUUCAUGCUGGUCCAACAAAUAGUGGAAAAACAUAUCAUGCACUUCAACGUUAUAUGAAUAGUGAAAGUGGAGUUUAUUGUGGACCAUUAAAAUUAUUAGCAUCUGAAGUUUUUUUUAAGACUAAUGGCGCAGGUACAAAAUGUGAUCUGGUUACUGGUGAAGAACGUCGAUUUGCUGAUCCUGAAGGAAAACCAGCUAAUCAUGUAGCAUGUACAGUUGAAAUGACGAAUUUAACUACCGUUUAUGAGGUAGCUGUUAUUGAUGAAAUUCAAAUGAUGCGUGAUCCACAACGUGGUUGGGCAUGGACACGAGCUUUACUUGGUCUACAAGCAAAAGGAAUUCAUUUAUGUGGUGAAAAAUCUACAGUACGACUUGUAGAGGAUUUAAUGGUCACAACAGGUGAUCAAGUAGAAAUUAGAGAAUACAAACGAUUAACUAAAUUAAAUUAUCAAGAUCGAGCAUUAGAAACAUUCGAUAAUGUCAAAUCGGGCGAUUGCUUUGUAUGCUUCAGUAAAAAUGAUAUAUUUCAUAUAACACGUGAAUUAGAAAGACGUGGUCAUGAAGUAGCUGUUAUUUAUGGAUCAUUACCACCAGGUACGAAAUUAUUACAAGCUCAACGUUUUAAUGAUCCAAAUGAUCCAUGUAAAAUAAUGGUCGCCACAGAUGCUAUUGGCAUGGGUUUAAAUUUGUUCCCUCUACUGAAAGGAGGGUCAUACACCGAGUUAGGUUCGUAUGUUCGUAACUUCGUAAGUUCGUAA